AGCAAAAAACCCAUACAAAGUCGAAUCCGAAUCCGAAAUCUCUCUCUCUCCGGCGAUCUCAUCCAUGGCGGAAGGCGGCGAAGAUCCUCUGCGGUUGAAGAAAAUUGCGGCGGCAGCAUUCGACUACGAAAGCGACGGUCGAUGGGCUGAUUACUGGUCCAAUAUCCUCAUCCCUCCUCACAUGGCUUCUCGUCCCGAAGUCGUCGACCAUUUCAAGCGCAAAUUCUACCAACGCUACAUCAUACAUACUCUCUUCCCUCUUCAAGAUCCUGAUCUUGUUGUGGAGCCUAUGUCGACUUCAUCUUCGUCUUCACAAUCUGCUAGACCAUCUGCUACAUCUGCAUCUUCAACGCCGUCUUCUAAUGCAAAUGAACAAGUUCGUUCACGUAACUCAGGAUCGGUUCCUCGAGCCUCUGGGCCAUCUGCUACGGCAGGUGCAAACCCAAGUUCACUGCGCUGUGAUCAGCAGACGAUUCAGUUUUCAGUCAAUGCUUGGGAAAUCUCUCAAACCUACUCCCAACGGGAACACUCCUCGCGUUUCAACUCCUAACGCCGGUUUUCACUACAAUUAGUAGCCUCUUGCUUUUGUGAACCCUAAAAAAUCACGAAAGCAAAUUGUUACCACUCUCCCCAAAUUCAGAACCAAAUUGUUACCACUUUUACGAUCGGAGAGUAUUUAUGGUUAAUCUCCACCUUCACAGCUAAUCACUUAGCCUAAUCAUGGAAAAGAUCAACGAUGAGCCACAGAUUGAUGACGAUCCAGUGGAGAAGCGAGACAACGAUGAUGAAGAAGACGAUGAUGAAGAUGAUCAGUUUGAUUACGGAGAUGGGUUUCUAGUGGAUAGUUCGGAUGAUGGAGAAGACGAAGAAGAAGAACAAAGACCAUGUACUGAGAAAAAGAGUGGAAAUAGAAGGAAGAAAGACCAAGACUUUAGCCUUCACGAAGAUGAUUACCUUCUUCUAGAAGACAACAACGCCAAUUUUGAAAGAAAAAAGUAUAAACGUUGGAAGAAAUCUACCGAGGAAGAGAUUAACAUCAACGAUGAUGAUGAUGAUGAUGAUGAUGAUUUGAGUCACUUCAUUGUAGAUGAAGAUAGUCAUGGAGUGAGGAAGAUAAAUAAAUUUAAGCAAGGAACUGAUUCGAACGCUUUACGGUAUGCUAAUGAUCUGUUUGGUGAUCCUGAAGAACUGUUGAAACUUAGGAGAAAGGAUUUGGCAUAUAACGAAAAGAUUGAAAGAAAGAUAGAAGAUGAGUUUGGACCAAUGGUUCUCUCUGAGAAGUAUAUGACAGAGAGAGAUGAUGAAAUUAGGAAGCUUGAUGUUCCUGAGAGAAUGCAGAUAUCUGAAGAAACCUUUGGAGUCGCUCCAGUGGAUGAAAGUAGCAUUGAAGAAGAGAGUCAUUGGAUUUAUGCUCGAUUGGUUCAAGAACAAGGUCUGUGUUGUUUGGUGAACAAAGAUGAUAUUGUUAGAUUUUUGGAGCUGUAUCAUGUGCAGAAGCUAGAGAUACCGUUUAUAGCUAUGUACCGGAAGGAGCAGUGUCUGAGUUUAUUAGACAGUUCUGAUCAUGAUGAUGGUGAUAAGAAGCUUGAGACCAAGUGGCAUAAAGUCUUGUGGAUGAUUCAAGAUUUGGACAGAAAGUGGCUUCUUCUGCGGAAACGAAAAACUGCUUUGUUCGGUUACUAUACAAAACGUUUUGAAGAAGAAACCUGCAGGUCUGAUCUGAAUAAGAGUCUUUUUGAAUCGGUUAUCAAGUCCCUUGAAGCAUCUGAAACAGAGAGAGAAGUGGAUGAUGUAGACUCAAAGUUCAACUUGCAUUUUCCUCUUCGUGAGAUCGAUGAAGAAGGACAGUACAAGAGGCCUAAUAGGAAAUCACAAUAUAACAUCUGCAGCAAAUUUGGGAUCCGGGAAUUUGCAAACAAGUUUGGUUAUAGCGCUGAGCAGUUGGGACUCGCGUUGUCUCUUGAGAAAGUUCUUGUUGAAGAUCUUGAAGAUGCAAAGGAAACACCUGAGGAGAUGGCAUUGAACUAUGUCUGUGCAAUGUUUGAAGAUCCUCAAGCUGUUCUUAAAGGCGCAAGACAUGUGGCUGCGGUCGAGAUAAGCUGUGAGGUAUUGAUCAAAAAGUAUCUUCGAGGGAUUUAUAUGGAGAAUGCAGUAGUCUCAACAAGUCCAACACCAGAUGGGAAUGUGGUUAUAGAUUCUUUCCAUCGGUUCUCUGCGGUUAAGUGGUUACGGGAAAAGCCUUUGAGGAAGUUUGAAGGUGUACAAUGGCUUCUCAUUCAGAAAGCGGAAGAGGAGAAGCUUCUUCAAGUAACUUUCAAGCUCCCGGAGAAUCAUAUGAAUAGGAUCAUUAGUGAAUGCAAUGAACACUAUCUAAGUGUUGGUGUUAGUAAGUAUGCUCAAAUCUGGAAUGAGCAGAGGAAACUGAUAUUGGAAGACGCGGUUCACGGUUUUCUUUUGCCGUCGAUGGAGAAAGAAGCAAGAUCCUUGCUAACUAGCAGAGCUAAGACUCGGUUGCUUUCGGAGUAUGGACAGGUUUUAUGGAACAAAGUGUCUUCAGGGCCAUACCAAAGGAAUGAUAAGGAAGCUGUGCCAAGGGUCUUGGCGUGUUGUUGGGGACCUGGAACUCCAGAGACUACAUUUGUGAUGCUGGAUUCAUCGGGAGAGCUUCUUGAUGUGCUUUACGCGGGAUCCUUGGCAUUGCGACUUCCAGAUGUAAAUGACCAACAACGUAAAAAGAAGGAGCAAGAUCGUCUUUCAAAGUUUAUAACAGAACAUCAACCGGAUGUUGUGGCUUUAGGAGCUGUAAAUAUGAGUUGUUUACGUCUGAAGGAUAAGAUUUAUGAGGUAAUAUUCGAAAUCGUGGAAGAACUAGGCUUUGAUGUAAUUAAUGGGUUUCGUGAUAUUUUAGUGGUUUAUGCGGAUGAGUCUCUUCCUAGGCUAUACGAAAACUCUAGAAUCUCAAGUGAACAACUACCUCAACAGCCAGGGAUUGUGAAACGUGCAGUUGCUCUUGGACGUUAUCUCCAGAAUCCAUUAGCAAUGAUCUCAACUUUAUGCGGUCCAUGUAAAGAUAUUUUGUCUUGGAAGCUUCAUUCUUUGCAGGACUUUCUUGAUCCAGAUGAGAAGUAUGAGAUGGUUGAACAAGUUAUGGUUGACAUAACGAAUCAAGUUGGAAUCGACAUUAAUCUGGCUGCGAGCCAUGAAUGGCUUUUUUCUCCUUUACAGUUUGUUUCAGGGUUUGGCCCUAGGAAAGCUUCAUCUUUGCAGAAGUCUCUUGUUAGAGCUGGUUCAAUAUUUGUCCGCAAGGAACUGAUAAAUCAUGGGAUUGGUAAAAAAGUAUUUGUAAAUGCAGCUGGUUUCUUGAGGAUUCGUAGGAGCGGAUCAGCUUGUAAUAGCAGCCAGUUUAUUGAUCUGUUGGAUGAUACUAGAAUACAUCCUGAAUCAUACGGUCCUGCGCAGGAAUUGGCGAAAGAUGUUUAUGCUCAUGAUGGUAUCGUAAGAGGUGGUGAGGAUGAUGCGAUAGAGAUGGCGAUUGAGCAUGUGAGAGAUCAGCCAGCUUCUUUGAGAAGAAUUGUUCUUGAUGAGUAUUUGAGAAGCAAGAACCAAGAUAAUAAGAAGGAAACUUAUAGACUUAUCAUGAGAGAACUAAUCUGUGGUUUUCAGGAUUGGCGGAGUCCGUUUAAAGCUAUUGAUGCAGAUGAAGAGUUUUAUAUGUUCUCAGGUGAAACAAAAGAAACUAUUGGUGAAGGGAGAAUUGUGCAGGCCACUGUUCAGAAAGUGACAAGUGGUAAAGCCAUAUGUGCAUUAGAUUGUCGAUUACCUGGGAUUCUAUCCAAGGAAGAUUACUCAGAUAAUGGUAGAGAUAUUGUUGACUUGUCGAACAAACUGUGUGAAGGCGAUAUGGUUACUUGCAAGAUCAUAUCAAUUCAAAAGAAUAGGUAUCGUGUGCUCCUUGUCUGCAAAGAAAGCGAAAUGAGAAAGAACAUAAAUUUCGAGGAUGUUGAUGAGUAUUACCACGAGGAGGAACAGAACAAUGCCAUGGUAGAGAAAGAGAAGGCUCCUAAAGAAAAGAAACAGUUUAAGUCUCGGAUGAUUGUUCAUCCUCGGUUUCAGAACAUUACUGCUGAGCAAGCAGCAGAGUAUUUGUCUGAUAAGAAUAUUGGAGAAAGCAUUGUUCGUCCAAGCUCACGAGGACUGAAUCAUCUGACUUUGAUGAUCAAGAUUUUUGAUAAUGUGUAUGCUAACAAGGAGAUAAUCGAAGGUGACAAGGAGAGCAAGGACAUAGUGAGCUUACAACGUAUUGGUAAAACAUUGAAAAUUGGGAAUGAAACCUUCGAGGAUCUAGAUGAGGUAAUGGAUAGGUAUGCUGACCCUUUGGUAACUCAUCUUAUGACAAUGAUCAACUACCGUAAAUUUCGGACUGGGACAAAGUCGGAAAUAGAUGAUCUACUUCGGGUUGAGAAGGGUGAAAACCCCAAAAUGGUAGUUUACGGUUUUGAUGUAUCGCAUGAACAUCCAGGGAGCUUUAUAUUGUCUUACAUACGAUCUGCAAAUCCGCACCAUGAGUACAUUGGUUUAUAUCCAAAGGGAUUCAAGUUCAGGAAAAGAAUGUUUGGGGAUCUUGAUAAGCUUGCUGCUUAUUUCAAGAGACAUAUUGAUGAUCCAGUCCAUUACUAUCAAUGAACUUGAAGAUUGAUUUUAAGGUAUGGCUUUGUUGAUGUCCGGUUCGAAGCACAAAAACUACUACUUACUGCUAUUUUAAACCGUUAUAUCAGUGAUUUUAUGUUGACAAUUCAUAUUACGCCAAUAAGACAUCAGCUUAUUUUAAUCUUUUUUCACCGCCAUGCAUCAAUUUGUUGUUUGUAUAGCUCUUAUUACUAUAAAUGAAUAUACUAGUAUUCAUUAGAAGAUAUAUGCUAUGUUUAUUCCCCCAA
Messenger RNA from Camelina sativa (false flax), 4934 nucleotides. RefSeq names its product transcription elongation factor SPT6-like. Gene Ontology annotation, molecular function: nucleosome binding; nucleic acid binding; histone binding. NCBI's taxonomy places the organism in Eukaryota, Viridiplantae, Streptophyta, Magnoliopsida, Brassicales, Brassicaceae. Gene Ontology annotation, biological process: transcription elongation by RNA polymerase II; nucleosome organization; transcription elongation-coupled chromatin remodeling. Gene Ontology annotation, cellular component: transcription elongation factor complex. The record is from RefSeq and is a predicted model, not a curated record.